Messenger RNA from Rhododendron vialii, 2330 nucleotides. Its product is annotated as BTB/POZ domain-containing protein At2g13690. The transcript has 2 exons. Gene Ontology annotation, molecular function: protein binding. NCBI's taxonomy places the organism in Eukaryota, Viridiplantae, Streptophyta, Magnoliopsida, Ericales, Ericaceae. Bases 433 to 2058 code for a protein of 541 amino acids. The record is from RefSeq and is a predicted model, not a curated record.
UGGUUUCCUUCCUUCCUUCCCCUUCUUGGUUCUUUCAACUACCGUUUCCCCUUUUUCUUUCUUUACCUUUUGUCCAGCUCACUCCCCCCAGUAGAAGCAAGCAAGUUAAAAGCCUUUCCAAGGAUUGGAGCAACGUGCGGAUCAAAAAAAAGGAUUGGAGCAACGUUUAUUUAUAGCUGUUCCACCAGUGGAACAGGAGGAAUCUCUUCAGUCUCCUCCUCCUGUUUCUCUCUCUCUCUCUCUCUCUCUCUCUCUCUCUCUCUAAAAUGGAGUAGUACUACUAAAAUGUAGGAGUGGUAGUAACAUGAUGAUAGCGUAAUUCUCUUCACCUUUAUUCGUUUCCCAAACAACCAUACCUGAAAACAAGAAAAAGAAUCCAAAACCCCCCUCACCAAUCCCAACAAAUCACGAACCCCACCGCCGCCGUGAACAAUGGAUGAUUCAAUUUCCACCAAUCACAAUCCCCAGCGCCGCCGUGACCCACCGCCCCGCCGCCGCUCAUGGUGCUGCUCCUUCGCCGUCCCUCCCCACAGCCCCGAAAACCCCGCUUUCUCCCACCCCAAACCCCCUCGUAAACCCGAAACCCUCUUCAAGUCCUUCGCCAACUCUCCUCAGCAGACCACUAGAUUCGGCCUGGUGGGCCGGAUCUUGUCACCCGGUCGGGUCUCCCCCAUCGACUCGGAUCCCACGCUUCAAGAACCUAGGGUUUCAGUUUCACUGCCCUCGCCGAUCCCCGAUGCCAAUUCGCAGUCCCGAUCCGAAGGACUGCAGAAUUCGCGGCCGGGGCCGGAGAGGGGUGCGGGGGAGGAAGGCAAUUUGGGGGUUUUUGAUGUGAGGUUGAAUUUGAAAGGGAAGAGUGGGGGUACAUUGGUGCUGGAGCUGAACUCGGAGGUGUUGAGUGCCAAUAGCGAGGUUUUCGAGGGGUUGAUUGCGAAUUACCGGAAGAGUAGGAACGAUUUGGGUGGUUCGAGCCUGUGUAGGAUUGAGGUUCCUGAGGUGGAGAAGUUGAAUGUGUUUCGUGAGACAAUUGAGCUCAUGUUUGAACAAGAUAUCAGUAAGAGGCUUUUGAAGAUUGGGGCCUAUCGGUCCAUUGACAUACUUGAGGUAUCAGCAGGCAUCAUGUUCACCAGGGGUGUCUUGUCCUGUUUAAGGUACCUCGAGGCAGUGCCUUGGAGUGAGGAAGAAGAGGACAAAUUGAGGAGCCUUUUUAAUAGGUAUAAUUUCGAUGAAGCAACAAGUGGAGACAUCUUGGCCAGACUCCAUUCAUUGGACUCUGUACACAGCCAACAAACUUUAGCUAGACAGUUGGUUUGGUCCAUCACCACUUGUACUAACGCCAAUGCAAGAAACGAGCUCAAGUCCUUAGUCAAGGGACUCCUUAGCAAAAGCUCAGUCUACGAGAAGAACUAUCCAGACAUCAACAAGGAGGAUUUGUAUAAUGUCUGUCAGUCUUGUGUGGAUUCGUUGGUUAGCCUUUUUGAGGAGGCCACUGGCUCUAAUAGCAAUUCAAAAUUGGGGGAAAAGGAUUCAGAUAAGCCUUUGGUUGAACGUAUCUCAAAACAGGUUGAUAAUAUCAAUUGGCUCCUAGAAAUCUUGCUUGAUCGGCAAAUGGCUGAGGAGUUUGUGAAUAUAUGGGCAGAACAACGGGAUUUGCUCCAAAUGCAUGAGAAUGCAUCUGCUAUGGUUAGGUAUGAGCUCAGCAGGGUUUCCGCUAUGUUAUUCAUUGCACUUGGGACCAGAAAACUGCAUUGCCGGACGGAAGUAAGAUUAGGGUUGCUUGAGGCAUGGUUUGGUCCAAUGCUUUUAGACUUUGGUUGGUUACGGAGGUGCAGAAAGGGGUUGGAUAUGAGGGCAUUGGAAGAGGCCAUGGGGCAAGCACUCCUUACGCUUCCUCUGAAGCAGCAAUACGCUUUGUUCAUGGAAUGGUUCCGGUGUUUCUCGAAGAAUGGGACUGAAUGCCCUAAUUUGAGUAAAGCAUUUCAGAUAUGGUGGCGGCGAUCAUUCCUUAGGGGCUCCGAGUCUUGUGCCAUUGAGUCCAGGCGAUUUCGGGUGCUCUAGUCAGGUCAUUUUUUCUGUCGUAUUAUGUAAUGUUUGCAUUGUUAUUGGGUUAGAUGACUGAAACAUAUGGAAAUCAGUAAUAAUGAAGAUCGACUUUGGCGAAUGUUAGGAGCUUAAAAUGUGAUAAAUGGCAUUGUAGUUGUAAAAGUUGAAAUAUCUUUGUUGUGCCCAUCUGAGCUGGUGCUACAAAAAACCGAGAACAAAUUGUAUGGGCUUUUCAAGAGUAUUACCCGUUACAGCAGAGUUUAAUUCUAUUCUCCGACUUUCACCUC